CCGUCUCCACCACCCGCGCCGGGUGAGGUGGGCAAGGGCCUGGAGAACAAGGAGGGCCAGAACAACUGCUUUCUCAACGUGGCCAUCCAGAGCCUGUGGCACCUGCUGCCCUUCACCUCGCGCUUUGCCAACUGCGAGCACCACCAGCACCGAGAGCACUGCGUCUUCUGCGCCCUCAAGGUGAUCCUUACCAACUUCGAGUUCAGCGAAGAGGCGGUGCUGCCUCCGCAAGUGCUGCGGAUAACGCUGGAUUCUCUGUACAGAGCCGAGGGCAAGUUCAAGCUUGGCGAGAUCGAAGACGCGGCCGAAACGUUGGAAGCCAUCCUCGAAAACCUGCACGAAUGUAUAGCGGCCGAUCAGCAGGCACCGCCCGGCCACCUGGAGCAAACGAACAAAGACGCCGACGUCGACAAGGGGUGCCAGCCUCCCUGCGUCGCCCACCAGGCCUUCGGCAUUGACGUGUUGGAGCAAAUCUCGUGCCCUCGCUGCCAGGAAGAUUCCGAGCCUCUUGUGUCCUCGUCGUGGCUUUACUAUGUAUAUAGCUCGAGUAUAAGAAAGCUGCGCGAGAGCCAUUCGAGCAUGUCAUUCGGCGAAAUCCUGCACACGAUCGCCGAUCAGGACCGACGAACCUGUCCCAAUGAACGGUGUAAACAGGAAGCCUGCCCUGUCAAGCGCGACGCGCCUUCGCCCGCGGUCAUUGUCGACGUGCUCUCGAGCAUCUCAACGACCCUCGUACUCGACCGCGUCUUCAACGGCGGCGCAUCUCCGCGCCGCUACCGCCUGAAGGGCAUGAUCUGCUACUAUGGCAAACACUAUGACGCCUACUUCUACAAUCCUCAACGCGGCCGAUGGGUCGUGUUCGACGAUGCCACCGUGAAGGAAGUGGGCCCGUCCUUCGACGAUGUGAUCAACAAGUGCCGGCUGGGCCACUUUCAGCCUUCGAUCCUCUUCUACGAGGGAGCGGCCAUCGAGGAGAAAAAGAAGCCAGCUGCCGAGUCCGCCCCGAAACCCGCAAUGACGCUUGACCAGCCACUGGUCGACCUCAACUUCGACGAACCCAACAAGGAGGGAGGGAACACGGCUCCAGUCCAGCGCAAAGCAGCUGAUAAUAACCACGCCCGCCCGAUCCCCAUCACGAAUUCUAAACCCGACCCCGACCCCGAGUACAAGCAGACCAAGCGGUAUCUCAAGGACUGCCUGGUCGACGUCAUCACGCUCAUCGAAAUGGUCUCGUCGCCUCCGCUGCAAGUCGAUCUGGAGAUUCUGUUGGUGACGGCCACCAGCCUGCUGGGCAACAUCAACGAGAUCGUGGACGCGUUCGAGCGGCGGCGUGCCUCGCAGGAACAGAAGCACGGGAGCGACUGGGCUUACUCGCUGACCGAGGUCGACGAUGCGGCGGUCUCGGCGCGCCGGCGGCUCGGCGAGCUGACCCACCACACGACGGACCUCAAGCUCCAGCGCGGCCGGCUCAUCGACCGAAUGAAGCACUACGAGGCGGCCGUCAAGUCCGCGCAGAAGCACCGGGUCGGCAUGCAGGCCGCCCAGAUGAUGGAGGCCGACCUCGUGCUGAGCGUGCUGAGCGGACUCAAGAACACGCUCGAGGCCAUCACCCUCCUCCACCACGCCGACCGCCAGAGGGCCAAGGCCACGAAGCCAAGCCCUAGCCCGCCGAGUCCCUCACCCACGCUUCAUUUUGCGCAGCCGACCUCGUCGUCGCUGGCGGCAGCGUCAUUCACUCCGCCGGUGUACUUCAUUCCGCCGUCGCCCGCCCCGCUGCUGGCCAGCCCGUCGGCAGUCAGUCCGCCCCACCACGGGCCGUACUACGGCGGGACGCCACUAGCGCCCUCCGCAUCUCCUCCUGAGGUGGUCCUUCUCCCGUCCCAGAUCGCCCGCGGAAGAACCGCACGAGCCGUCAGGCCUGUGUACACCACCACUCCGCCCACGCGACCUCUCGGCGGGCCCAGGUACCAAUGGAACUCGUACACACGGGAUUGGAGCCCGAUUGAGGACCUCUCCGACUUCCUCCGGUUCGACUCUCCAUAG
Molecule: messenger RNA, 2043 nt
Organism: Acanthamoeba castellanii str. Neff
Lineage: Eukaryota; Discosea; Longamoebia; Acanthamoebidae
Product: ubiquitin carboxyl-terminal hydrolase
Exons: 12
Biological process (GO): protein deubiquitination
Molecular function (GO): cysteine-type deubiquitinase activity
Source: RefSeq, a predicted model, not a curated record